Molecule: messenger RNA, 527 nt
Organism: Serpula lacrymans var. lacrymans S7.9
Lineage: Eukaryota; Fungi; Basidiomycota; Agaricomycetes; Boletales; Serpulaceae
Exons: 4
Coding region: 114-386 (90 amino acids)
Source: RefSeq, a predicted model, not a curated record
GAGCCUCUCCCGACAGUAUAUAACCCCCCACAGCAAUCGUUGAUGAUUCAUUAAAUUUCCCUCCCACACCACCAUAUCACUUCAACCACUCCAACUUCCGUUUACUUUAAACAAUGUCUGACACUGGUCGUCAAUCUCUUACCGACAAAGCCAGCUCUGCUGUCAAGCCUGACUCCCAGAAGUCGAUGACCGAGCAAGCCGGUGACAAAGUCAAGGGCUACGCCGACUCUGCUGCAUCUACAGUUCAGCCUCAGGGCGAUAAGUCGACCUCCCAACAGGCGGGUGACACUUUCAGCAGCAACUCCAACCAGAACCAAGGUGGUCUGCUUGACAAGGCAAAGGAGGCCGUUGGCAUGGGUGGAAACCAGCCCCAGCAGAACAAAUAGAGCAUCACAUUUUGUCUCAAAGAAAGGUCUGAACUGUAUCAUAUGGACUUGUAUUACAUAUUGUAAAUUGGGGUUGUAAUCAAAGAUACAUUGUCCACUGCAUAGAGUUAUUCAAUAUUCGUGUCAGCUGAACGUUCAUAG